AUGGCAUCGAUACUCCCCUCCCCAGGGCCUUCCAGCUCCUCGCUAGCUGGACAACGCAACAUUGCCCAACGUCCCCUAGCAGCUUCCUCAUCCAAUCUCAAGCCAGCUCCUUCCACCUCCAAGUCGCAAUCAUCACGACUUGCGCCCACCGCACCAGCACCACCCUCUCCAUCGAAUGUGAAGCCAGCACCUCUUGCACCUGUCCUGUCCGCAUCUCCAUCUGCCUCGUCAUCAUCCCCCACCAGCACCGCUUCCAUCGCCAAAAAGGACAGCACCGGUCCUCUUGUCCAGCCUUCCAAAGAAUGGGUCCUUCCCGCACGAGCCAAACCCGGUCGCAAGCCAUCCGAAACGGAGCCUCUCACCAAACGUAAAGCUCAGAACCGUGCCUCUCAACGGGCCUUCCGCGAGCGCAAACAGUCGUAUCUCGCUGAUCUUGAAGCCAAAGUUGCUGCUUACGAGGCAGCUGAGAUCGAUCGCAGUGUCGAGAUCCAGAGAGUUGCGCAGAAGCUGAGAGUCGAGAAUGAGGCUUUGCGCAAAGAAGUCGGCAGCUGGAAGGAGAAGUUCAUGCAGUUGGAGAGGUUCUUGUUACAAGCAAAGGCGAACGGCAGUAAGCUGCCCGGUAUGGUCCUUACUCCUAGUGUGAAGAGUGGACCCGGAUGCAAAGCACCUGCACAUGAACGAGCUGCACCAAAGAAGGGCGUACUUGUGGUGCCAGGUGGAAAGGAUGGCAAGGCGAAGGAGAAGAGCAGCGGCGCGGUUAGGUUUGCUGAUGCUGUGCAGCCUAGCACGAAGAUACAGGAGGAUGCUGUGAUGGAGAGCAAGCAGUCUUCGGCGGCUGUUUCGCUGCCGUUGCGACGCAGACCAUUGCACUCUAACCCGACGACACCCAUCGAUGCGACACCGCCUGUCGAGCCUGUCGCCGAUGCUCCUGUUCCCGCUGUUGCGAAGCCACUCACAGCGCGCAAAGAGCCCAAGCCUCCUCUGUGGUCCUUCGAGACUCCAAAAACGUCCUCACCACCUGCACCUCCUUCCAUCACUACUACUACUGCGUCUGUAGCAGACAAACCAGCUUCUCUGCUUUCACCAUCGCUCCUGCCGGAUGGUGGUCACCUCUCCAUCGGCGGCGGAUGUGGGUUCUGCACUGAAGCCUCACCAUGCGUCUGUGCAGAUGACUUUCUCGAUUUUCCUUCCACAGCCACCUCUUCUCAACCAUCUCACAUUGCCGUGCCUAGCGAUGUCCCUUCCGCACUCCCUCUCCCCAAGCGCACCUCCGCUGCUUCCUCAUCCUCAAGCACAUCAGAAUCCUCCCGCCGAAUGUCAAUCGGCUCUCUUACCCACGCAAACGACAUUGCUCUUUCCCACCGUAAACGGUCCAGCAAGCUCUGGUACACCGUCGCUCAACCCUCUCCUCCUUCGCCGCCUCGUUCCCUCUCUCUUUCGAUCAGGUCAAAGAGCACAGGUGGGAAGAAACUCUGGUCUCUCACCGAACCCGCUCCCUUUCCCGACGAACCAGUCUGUACAGGUGAUCCAAGCACAUGUGGCGCAUGUUCGACCGACCCCGGUCUAGCUGCUUUCUGCGAAGCCGUCACCACAGCCACUUCUACCACCACAGCCACUUCUACCACUCCAGCCACUUCACCAACGCGACCUGUCAUGAUGCCUUCUGGCACCCUUCCCAUCUCUUCCACCUCUCCGUACUCCACAGCCUCCCUCAGAGGCGAGACCAUCCCCUCGGCCUGGCGCCAGAUACGAUCGCACCCACGCUUCUCACAGUGGCAAGGCGGGCUAGACCUGCUGGCAGAGGUGGUCAGCAAGAGGAGCGGCAACGUCAAAUCCCCCAUGCUUCCUCAUGUCGCCGUGGGAGAGAAGAGAGGCAGGGAAGCAAGUGUAGAGAUCGAGCCAAGUAGGAACGGUGCUGCAGUUGCGACGAGUAACGAUAGAGCCACUUCCAAACCUGUUCUCCUUCACACAGCUAGCGAGGGAAUCGUUCAUGCUUUGCCUACAAGGGCGAAGCAGGAGGAAGGAGAGGAAGAGGAGAGGGAAGAAAAGAGGAGAAGGAUCGUCAUCGAUCGAGAAGCAGUGCAGGAAGCGUUGGCGUUGCUGGAUGCUGGUACGGCAGCUCAGCCAAGAUCAAGUAGUGCGAAAGAGGAACAGCCUUGUCCUUGUCCCUGGAGGCCUGGUGAUAAGCGCUCUUCUCCGCCCUGA
This is a messenger RNA of Ustilago hordei, 2205 nucleotides long. RefSeq lists its product as uncharacterized. The transcript has a single exon. Lineage: Eukaryota; Fungi; Basidiomycota; Ustilaginomycetes; Ustilaginales; Ustilaginaceae. Bases 1 to 2205 code for a protein of 734 amino acids. Gene Ontology annotation, cellular component: nucleus; RNA polymerase II transcription regulator complex. Gene Ontology annotation, molecular function: DNA-binding transcription activator activity, RNA polymerase II-specific; transcription cis-regulatory region binding. The record is from RefSeq and is a predicted model, not a curated record.